CCUCUCGGCUUUCGGCUCGGAGGAGGCCAAGGUGCAACUUCCUUCGGUCGUCCCGAAUCCGGGUUCAUCCGACACCAGCCGCCUCCACCAUGCCGCCGAAGUUCGACCCCAACGAGAUCAAAGUCGUAUACCUGAGGUGCACCGGAGGUGAAGUCGGUGCCACUUCUGCCCUGGCCCCCAAGAUCGGCCCCCUGGGUCUGUCUCCAAAAAAAGUUGGUGAUGACAUUGCCAAGGCAACGGGUGACUGGAAGGGCCUGAGGAUUACAGUGAAACUGACCAUUCAGAACAGACAGGCCCAGAUUGAGGUGGUGCCUUCUGCCUCUGCCCUGAUCAUCAAAGCCCUCAAGGAACCACCAAGAGACAGAAAGAAACAGAAAAACAUUAAACACAGUGGGAAUAUCACUUUUGAUGAGAUUGUCAACAUUGCUCGACAGAUGCGGCACCGAUCCUUAGCCAGAGAACUCUCUGGAACCAUUAAAGAGAUCCUGGGGACUGCCCAGUCAGUGGGCUGUAAUGUUGAUGGCCGCCAUCCUCAUGACAUCAUCGAUGACAUCAACAGUGGUGCUGUGGAAUGCCCAGCCAGUUAAGCACAAAGGAAAACAUUUCAAUAAAGGAUCAUUUGACAACUGGUGGA
This is a messenger RNA of Homo sapiens (human), 634 nucleotides long. It is a transcript of the gene RPL12, whose product is annotated as ribosomal protein L12. Lineage: Eukaryota; Metazoa; Chordata; Mammalia; Primates; Hominidae. Gene Ontology annotation, cellular component: cytosolic large ribosomal subunit; nucleus; ribosome. Gene Ontology annotation, molecular function: structural constituent of ribosome. The record is from RefSeq and is marked reviewed. Bases 90 to 587 code for a protein of 165 amino acids. The transcript is spliced from 7 exons. Gene Ontology annotation, biological process: cytoplasmic translation; translation.